This is a messenger RNA of Mytilus californianus (California mussel), 1486 nucleotides long. RefSeq names its product 1-deoxyxylulose-5-phosphate synthase YajO-like. The coding region runs from base 77 to 1213 and encodes 378 amino acids. Gene Ontology annotation, molecular function: oxidoreductase activity. The transcript has 8 exons. NCBI's taxonomy places the organism in Eukaryota, Metazoa, Mollusca, Bivalvia, Mytilida, Mytilidae. The record is from RefSeq and is a predicted model, not a curated record.
UUGGGCGAAGGUUAUUUUUAAGAACUAUAUUUCAGAAUUUUAAACAGAUUACAGAAGUUAAACGAGUAUAGGUGAAAUGACGACCACUAAAGAGAGCUGUGGUGUAGAAUAUACCCAUGUUGGAAAAUCAGGGCUUAAAGUUUCCAACGUAUGUCUUGGAACUAUGACUUUUGGUAAAAACGAUGAUCACCCAGUAGCUGUGUACAGCUGUCCGACGCAAGCAGAUGAGGAAAAGUCUCACAAAUUGUUAGACCGCUAUGUGGAACUUGGGGGCAACUUUUUGGACACUGCUAAUGUGUACUGUUUUGGCCUGUCUGAAAAAAUAAUUGGAACAUGGUUAAAGAAACAGAAAAGAGAUAACAUAGUUGUGGCUUCGAAGGUUCGGUUUCCGAUAGGAAUGGAACCUAACAGUGUUGGUCUUAGCAGACGACAUAUUAUCAAGAGUUGUGAGGACAGUUUAGAACGACUUCAGACUGAUUACAUUGACCUUUAUCAGACACAUAUAUGGGAUGAUGCUACGCCAAUUGAAGAGACUAUGAGAACUUUGGAUGACCUGGUACGAUGUGGAAAAGUUCGCUAUAUCGGAGCAUGUAAUUUGGUCGGUUGGCAGAUGCAGAAAGUUGUAGAUCUUACGAAAUAUAUGGGUCUUACACCACUGAUAAGCCUACAGCAACAAUAUAAUCUUUUGACCCGACAUCCAGAAUUUGAAGAAUUCCAAGUUUGUAAAAAUGAAGGUUUAGGAGUUCUUCCAUGGAGUCCCUUAAAGGGUGGUGUUUUAACUGGUAAAUACAAACGAGGAGAGAAACUUGACCAUACAAGUGGACGUAUUGCUCAUAUAGCUAAAGAUGAAAGUAAGGCCAUGCAAUCUGCUCCGGCAUGGAGUCAGUAUGCUAACAAUGAAUCGUACUGGAGCCUAAUAAAAACAAUGGAAGAAAUAGGAAAGGCUCAUGGAAAAUCAGUGGCUCAGGUUGCCUUGAGAUGGACACUUCAGAAAGAUGUUGUAGCAUCUGUAAUAAUUGGUGCCACAUCAAUCAAACAACUAGAAGACAAUAUGGCCGUUGGUAGCGGUUGGAGUUUAACAAAAAAAGAGAUGGAGAAACUAGACCAGGUUUCUAUACCAGAUAUACCUUACCCAUAUGAAAUGUCAUGGAGAUGCAAUUCUGCCCGAGUCAACAGAUACAAUCCAAGACCAUUUAUAGCAAAUGUGUAUUGACAUAUGGACUUUAGUGGGUGACAUGCACAUUGCUUAUAUGAUAUACAUAUAGAUAUAUAUUAGUUGAAAAUUAAAAUGUGUAGGCAUGAGAAAACAGAGAAAAUUAUGAUUAUCUUUGAAUUUUAUAGCAUUUGUUGAAAUCUCAAAUUAUAACACUAAUUAUUUAGGUUUUAACAAUGAUAUAAAACAAAUAAAUGAUUGCAAUAUAUUAGGUAAGAAGAGUUUUUAUUUGUGUUAUAUAUUUAUGUUGAUAAAAAUUUAAAUGAUAUGUUA